AUCAACUACGAUGGUGGAGGAGGGAUCUCUCGAGAGAUCGGCGUCAGCGAGCAUGAGAAAUUAGGGAAAUCAUCGGAUGUGUGCGGACCCAGGAUCAAUUGGUGGACGGCGAGAUCCCCGCCGUCAGAUGAAGGCGACGACGGCGUCCAAAAUAUGAUCUUGAAGGAUAUGCCAAAAAGAUUGAAGAAGGGGAAUCGUCAUCCUUGGAAACGGAACAGGCCGACGCAGUUCAACACGAUCCUCGCCUGGGAAGCGAUGCAGGCGAGCGAGCUCAGGUCCGAGGUGUCGGCCGUGAAGACGGGGAUCUUAGGUCCCGAAAGGGUAGGUAGGGGCCGUGGGGCUGGUCGCAAUUUGUCAACUGGAGCCACGAGUGGUCGUCCGCUUCUGUCACUCGUCGGAGCCGCGAUUGCCCGUCCGCUUCUAUCGCUCGUCGGAGUUGCUUCUGUCAGUCGUUGGAGUUGCGAUUUACGAUCGGAUGACAAGACUCAUGCGGAACGCAGGUUUGACAAGAAAAUGCAAUUUUAUGAUUUGGUCAGGAGUGCAGUUGCGAAGAAAGCUAUUUCUAAGGAAAAGCAGCAAAAGAAGCGAAGCCGUCAAAAGAGAUUAAAGGCCUAUGAUCUAUCAUCCCUCUCUGAGUACCUACCUGAAGUAAAUUCUCCCUCGGAGUUGAAGCCUGCCGAACUCAAAAUCAAUAGUAAAACAAGAAAUAAGUUAGUGCUGAAAGAGGGUAACCAGCUGAAGACUGUUAUAAAUCAUCCAAUUUUUCAAUCAGAUCCUUUAGGUGCCAUUUAUCAACAUUUGCAGAAUACACAACCUGCUGUGGACACGAAGCCUAAGAUAAAGGAUGAUAAAACGAGAAAGAAAAAAUUGAAACAGAAAUCGUCAAAGGGCUUACAGUCGAUGGAGAUUUAAAUUAUUGUUUUUUAUGACGUCUCUUCAAAUACCAACUCUUGGUAAAUUCCGAUACCAGUUAUCUGUGUGUUCAAUUGUGAUGCGAUGAAUAUAGCAGGAAAUUAUGACUGGGAUGUGUAAAUGGGAUUCUCAUCUCAUCAUAGAUUAUGUGUUAUUUACAAUGAAGGAAACUUCUUCAGUUUCCUGUUCUGGGGCAGGAUACAAAUGCAAGAACCAACGACCCAAGAGUUGGUUCUCUUUGCUGUGGUUCUAAACCUUGACCUUUUUCUUGGUUGAAAAUAUAUAGUUAU
This is a messenger RNA of Striga asiatica, 1202 nucleotides long. NCBI's taxonomy places the organism in Eukaryota, Viridiplantae, Streptophyta, Magnoliopsida, Lamiales, Orobanchaceae. The record is from the annotation of a GenBank genome assembly.